CUUUGACAAACCUGUCAGAAAAUGUCAGAAGAACGAAUGGGUGUAUUUAUGUUUUUAAUUUUAGUGUAAUUAAUUGUCUGUUUAUAUUUUAUUGAAGUAAUUUCACAUCUAGAAAGGAUUUAUUAAUUUAGUAAUGAUGCAUUUUUCAAUUCCUGAUGUACAAGAGAUAAACGAUGGAAAUGGGUCAACAUUCAUUGGCUACAAUAUCCAUAUUAAUGGAGUUUUUCAUUGCACGGUGAGAUAUAAGCAACUACAUAAUUUACAUGAACAGUUGAAAAAAGAAUUUGGCAGUGAUAAUUUGCCAAGUUUUCCACCAAAAAAAUUAUUACCCCUCACUAUCAAUCAGGUAGACGAAAGAAGAUCUCUUCUGGAAAAAUACAUUCAAAUGAUUGGACAAGACACAAAAAUACUCUCGUCAGAUCUGAUUAUUGGUUUCUUACUGUCUGCACAGCAAGAAACUUCAUGUGAAAAAAAUAUCGAAGUGAAUUUAGAUGUGUACACAUUGAAUAACUACAAAAUUUCUAUUAGAGUUUUAGUUUUUGACAGGACAGAUCAAGUUUUGGAUAAAGUUUGUAAAAGCAUCAACUUGCCAGUGGAAUAUGUGAAAUAUUUUUCCUUGUUUCUCAUCAAGGAAGAUAAUGGUGAUAUGUUUAUUUUAAGGAAACUUUUGAAUUUAGAAUCUCCCUAUAUGUCUCAUAGAAGUGUGAAGGAGAAUAAUAAGAUCUUCUUGAGGAAAAGCUAUUGGGAUUCCAAUUUUGACAAUGAACUCAUGAACGAUCCAAUAGCUCUGAAUCUUUUAUAUGUACAGACAGUGGCUGAAUUAGAGAAAGGUUGGAUAUUGUGUACUAAGGACACAAGAUUGCAUCUAACCAAAUUACAGGCCAAAUUAGCGAAAAGGGAUUAUAUCAAAUUUGCUGCUACUCUGAAAUAUUACGGAUAUACACAGUUUGCUCCCUGUUUCUGCGACUAUCCCAAUCCUAGAACCAAAGUUUUGAUAGCCAUAGGGGAUCAUGAAUUGAAUAUGAGGAUUAUUGAUUCCGGUCAACUUUUUAAAGAGGGCUGUUUUAAAGUGACUAGAAUGAGAUGUUGGAGGAUUACAGCUACUCAUAAUAAAAUAGAUAAUCCUGCAAAUAGUAGAGCCACCAGUACGACUUCUUUGGAGUUGGCAUUUGAAUAUUUAAUGUCGAAAGAUAAGUUACAAUGGGUGACAGUAACAAGUGAUCAAGCUAUUUUAAUGUCCUUAUGUCUGCAAUCUUUGGUUGAUGAGUUGUUGGUUAAAAAGAAUGGCUACGAUACCAAAACACAAACAGUCAAGAAAGGUCCCUGGUCCUAUAUGAAGAGAGAUGGAUCUAGUCACCUUAUAUCUCUAGACAAUUUAGAUUUAAGUACAGAUAUUAAAACGACAACAGAAGGUAACAGAAUCCAAGAUACUUUUUCAAUAAAAAAACUGCAAGAGAAAUUCUCUAUAGUUUCAUUCAAGUCUGGCAGAGGAAUUGUAGAGAAUCAUGCUUUUGAAGGUAUAGGGGAUGAAAAUUUAUAAGGUUGAGGAGGAAACCAGGCUCAAAACUAUUCGAAGGACUAAUAUGUGGUGCUACCGUCAUUUUACCAUUCUGAAACCUUUUCUUUGCCAGUUCAAUUUUUCAUAACUCACUCACACUUCUGAAUGAGCUACAAAAAUUGAUAUAAAUGGUCGAGUUCAACCCCACAUAUUCUUCAAUUGAAAGGUAGCAAAAAUAAUCUUGAAAACUACAAAAUUCACUAGAAAAAAAUUUACUAAGUGAAUUGAGACAACAUAAUAGAAGGCCACUUUCAACUUCCGGCUUUCUAAAAAAAAAUUAUCUCAAUUUCAAGUUGGAUAAAUUCUUUAGGAAUGCACUAACACUAUGGAUUCAUGAGGUUGACUCAGUGAUGUUGGACAUACAAUUAUAAGAGAAAAUAUUCCGUUCUGCUCUUUUUAUGGGGUACUUGAUGUAAUUGUAUUACAGCACAUAGAUCUAUGCUCAUAUGAAUUUAAAAAAAUCAUAUCAUAUAAAUGACAUAUUAUAUUUUACUGCCUCUAGAUUUUUACUGUAAACAUAUUCCAAACAAAGACUUAAUAUAAACUUUUUGAGGCUCAAGUUUACCAUAUUAGGCCAACCAAGUUGAAUAUUAACAUUUUUGGGUGAAAUAAUUAAAUAGUAUGGCGGCUUUUUGUUGGGGCAAAUUAUUUAGUUCAUCAAUAACCUUAAUUAUAAUAUGUAUGAAGCAAGUUGUGGUUGAAAUACUAAUUAUCGAGAAUAGAAGUUCUUAAAAACCUUCAAUAAAGAGGAAAGCAAAAUGGUGCAUUAUCGUAUAAUGGUGACUUCAAAAUUUUCGUUCUCAGAGUUUCAAGUUCCUAUAUAGUUAGAAACCUGGCCAUAACUCUUUCUUUCUUCUCUACAAAAUCUUAAAACAAUUAUUCAAUAUACGCUAAUCGUACUAAUACAUUUAUUGGGUGUAUAACAAUUGUGUUCAUCAUGCGAGGAAAAUGAUUCUUUUUGAAAUUUAACAGUAAUCAGUGUUCAAUAGUUAUUUUGAAGUUUUGCAAACAACAGAGCAUUUGUUAGGACUUGGGACCAGGCCUAAUAUUAUAAUAGUAGUGAUUAUUGUCUAAGUGAAAUUGGAUAUUUUUUCAAGAACUAAGGAAAAAGUGGAUUAAUCCCAUAACUGGUCUUCUGUAUGUACUCGAAAUGAUCAUUAUCAUCUUACGACUUUUGUCAGGACAAAUAUAAUAGAUGUAGAUGUUAUAUAUGUAUAUGUUACAGUAAUACAUUUUGGGAAAGUUGGUCAUUUGAAAGAUAAAUCGAGUGAUAUUUCGAACCGCUAGUCAGAUUUAGUUCUUCCCAACUUUCAAAAAAAAAUUAAGCCAAAGUUUAAAUUCGAAUAAUUCUCAUUUGAAGUGACAACAUUCCCGAAUAUUUUUAAUUGACGUUAUUGCUCAUUUUCAGUUAUUCAUUCGAAAUUUUAAUGAACGCAAAAAUUUUUAUCGAAAAAUGAAUUGAUAAUCGCUAAAUGCUCAAAUUUAAUAUGUAUACCUACUUUUAUUUCAGUACCUGAAACGUUUAUGCGAUUUUUAUAAUUUUACAGCUAUUAGUUGUAGAUAUCCCUUGUAUAUUUUUAUAUAGGUGACGAUGAGAAAAACAGGAAUAAAAUAUGAACUAUGGUGUAUUUUUCAUAUUAAAAUGGAAACUACGAUGCCGAUACGUCCAAAUUUUCUGUACUCUAUAAAUUCAAAACCUCCGAGAUGUAUUUUAUCAUAAUUGUUGUAUAUUAAUGUAAUGGUUUUAAAUAAAAAUGAUGAACAAUU
Coccinella septempunctata (seven-spotted ladybird) is the source of this 3325-nucleotide messenger RNA. RefSeq names its product sorting nexin-17 (gene Snx17). Gene Ontology annotation, biological process: intracellular protein transport. NCBI's taxonomy places the organism in Eukaryota, Metazoa, Arthropoda, Insecta, Coleoptera, Coccinellidae. Gene Ontology annotation, molecular function: phosphatidylinositol binding. The transcript is spliced from 6 exons. The coding region runs from base 134 to 1540 and encodes 468 amino acids. Gene Ontology annotation, cellular component: early endosome. The record is from RefSeq and is a predicted model, not a curated record.